Molecule: messenger RNA, 1559 nt
Organism: Moneuplotes crassus
Lineage: Eukaryota; Ciliophora; Spirotrichea; Euplotida; Euplotidae
Source: the annotation of a GenBank genome assembly
AAUUAUAUAUCAAUAUGGCAUCAACAGUUGAAAGAUUUAUUACUGAGCUGAAAUCAAAGGUCAGCAUCAAGUCACCUUCCUCUCAGUCAGAGGAGAGCUUCCUAAUCAAGCAGUUUAAGUUCUUUGAUAUCUAUAACAGCGGAACUCUUAGUUAUGACAAUUUCUACAGAACAAUUGAAAAGAUUGGAAUCAUUAAGGACAAAGAGGAGGUUAGACAAGUGUUUCCAGAGCUCACUGGAAUUAACGAAGCAGGAGAAAUAGACUAUAGAGCGUUCUCUAAAUCUGUUUAUUCAGCAGCGACAGCUACUUAUCAGCCUCCAAGAACUGCUGUGACAGCAUACUCUCCUAGUAAAUCAUGAGUACUGGAUGAUAAGCACUCUUCUCAUCACAUCUUAAGGAGUGGGAUGAACAGUCAGGAUUAUCCUCUUGCGACCGCCACUCAUUUUUAUAGACCAUCUACUUCAGCAGCAAGGAAGAGUGUGAUGAAUCCUGAUUAUAUCAACAAGGAGUCGUUAGAGAUUUUGAACAAAGUUCUAGAUGACCCUAACUACGAAGGUACUGAAGAGUCGGAAGUUGAAUCUCAAGUGCAGCCAGAUCCUCCUAUUACAUACAACUAUGGCUAUGAGCCUGAGUAUUAUGACAAGAAUCAGUACUCUCAUAAAACAGCUACUAAGAGUCAGAUCCUAUAUGUUGAAAGAUUUAAGGAGGAGCUCAACAAUAGAGGAGGAAGAGGACUAGUUGGUUUAUUGAAACAAUUCAAACUUUUUGACACUGAUCAGAGCGGAUAUCUUGAUAAAUAUGAGUUCAAAAAGGCAGUCGAAGACUAUGAGAUCUACAUCCAUCCAAAAGAUCUUGACAACCUCUUUAACUCCUUCGAUGCAGACAUGAAUGGAAAAAUUGAAUACAACGAGUUUUUGCAAUCAAUAGCAGGCGCAUUGAAUAAAUAUAGGCUUCAGUUGGUGGAAAGAGCAUUUGACAAACUAGACCCUCAUGAUGAAGGAAGCAUUGACCUUGCUGAAAUGUUCUCAGUAUUUGAUGCUUACCGUCACCCUGAUGUGGCCAGCGGAAAGAAUGAUCCUGAAGGUGCUCUCAAUGAGUUCAAGGAUACAUUUGAGGUCUAUCAUAAUGUUCUUCAUGAUUAUGACUCAAGUGCUAAAGUUACAAGAACUGAAUUCACUGAUUAUUACACUUAUGUAUCUGCUCAAAUCGAGAAUGAUGUUCAUUUUGAUUUGCUAAUGAAUGGAGUUUGGAACCUUGACAAUAAGAAUAACUAUGAAGAAAUGCCAUAUGCUGGAUCUAAGUGUAAAAUCUCAAAAAUUGAUAGUCAUAGUCAAUGGCUAUCUGACCAUCACAGAAGAAUGUUCGGAGGAGAUGAUGGAAUCUCUCAGAAAGGAGACACAUCUUGGAUAACAACUCAUCAAGCUAAAUACAGAACAGAUGUGCCAGCUCCCCAUGUCUCAGCAGGAGUCCCAACCUGGCCAGCAGGUAUGCAAGGCAGUUGGCAAGGUGGUCAGAUGCAUGAAGACCAAAGAUUAGAUGCUUACUAUAGAAGGGGAUAA